This is a messenger RNA of Acanthosepion pharaonis, 1899 nucleotides long. The record is from the annotation of a GenBank genome assembly. Lineage: Eukaryota; Metazoa; Mollusca; Cephalopoda; Sepiida; Sepiidae.
AUGGAUAAUUACAUUUUCCAUUCCUUUGUUGUUUUCUCUUCUGUCGCCCAAACUGCUUCUCUCUCUUUCUUUUAUUCUCUAUUUUCUCUGUCGCUUUUUAUUCUCACCCUUUCGUCCUUUCUUUCUUUUUUCUUUCUCUUUUUCAUUAUUUCUUUCUCCUUAUCUCCUUCUUUCUCUCUCUCUCUCUCUUUCGCUUUCUUUUUAUGUGUCCAUUUUUCUUACUCUUUCUUUCAUGCUUUUUUCCUCCAUUUUCUUUCUCUCUUCCUCGCUAUUAUUUCUUUCUUUCUUUGUUUUCUCUGUCACUUUUUUGUUCGCCCUUUCUUUUUUUUAACCUUUUCGUUCUUUCUUUCUUUCUCCUUUUCAUUUUUCUUUUUCGUUUCUUUCUUUCUUUCUCCUUGUUUUCUUUCUUUUUCUUUCUCCCUUUCUUUCUUUCUUUCUUUCUUUCAUCCUUUCUUUCUCGCUUUCUCUAACUUUCUCAAUUUUCUUUCUUUUCAUUUCUUUUUCUUUAUUUUUUUCUCUUUUUUCACUAUAUAUUCAUCUCUCUUUCUCUCUCUGUCUUUUUCUCAUCCUUUCUUUCCUUUUUUCUCACUCUUUCUUCCUUCCUUUCUCUCUCUUUCUUUUUCUCCUUUUUUCUUUUUCUUUUUCUUUGUCUUUCUUCCUCUUUCUUUCUCUUUCCUCUUUCUUCCUCUCUCUUUCUCUUUCCUCUUUCUCCCUUUCUUUUUCUUGCCUUUUCUUUCUCUCUUCUCCUUCCUUCCUUUCUUUCUUUUCGCUCUCUUUAUUUCUCACUUCAUUUCUUUCUUUAUCUUCAUUUCAUUUUCCUUUCUCUCUUUUCUCUUUCUCCCUUUCUUGUUCUUACCCUUUCUUUUUCCUUUUCUUUCUUUUCUCUCUUUUUGCUCCCUUUCUUUCUCUUUCAACAUUCAUCUGACCAAAUCUGACCUACCUAUCUAUCCAUCUAUCUCAAUCUGUUCAUAUCUAUCUAAGUCUGUUCAUAUCUAUCUAUCUAUCUAUCUAUCUAUCUAUCUAUCUAUCUAUCUAAGUCUGUUCAUAUCUAUCUAUCUAUCUAUCUAUCUCAGUCUGUUCAUAUCUAUCUAUCUAUCUAUCUAUCUAUCUAUCUAUCUAAGUCUGUUCAUAUCUAUCUAUCUAUCUAUCUAUCUAUCUAUCUAUCUAUCUAUCUAUCUAUCUAAGUCUGUUCAUAUCUAUCUAUCUAUCUCAAUCCUCUGUUCAUAUCUAUCUAUCUAUCUAUCUAUCUAUCUAUCUAUCUAUCUAUCUAUCUAUCUAUCUAUCUCAGUCUGUUCAUAUCUAUCUAUCUAUCUCAUCUGUUCAUAUCCAUCUAUCUAUCUAUCUAUCUAUCUAUCUAUCUAUCUAUCUAAGUCUGUUCAUAUCUAUCUAUCUAUCUAUCUAAGUCUGUUCAUAUCUAUCUAUCUAUCUAUCUCAGUCUGUUCAUAUCUAUCUAUCUAUCUAUCUAUCUAUCUAUCUAUCUAUCUAUCUCAGUCUGUUCAUAUCUAUCUAUCUAUCUAUCUAUCUAUCUCAGUCUGUUCAUAUCUAUCUAUCUAUCUAUCUAUCUAUCUAUCUAUCUCAGUCUGUUCAUAUCUAUCUAUCUAUCUAUCUAUCUAUCUAUCUAUCUAUCUAUCUCAGUCUGUUCAUAUCUAUCUAUCUAUCUAUCUAUCUCAGUCUGUUCAUAUCUAUCUAUCUAUCUAUCUAUCUAUCUAUCUAUCUAUCUAUCUAUCUCAGUCUGUUCAUAUCAUCUAUCUAUCUAUCUAUCUAUCUCAGUCUGUUCAUAUCUAUCUAUCUAUCUAUCUAUCUAUCUAUCUAUCUAUCUAUCUCAGUCUGUUCAUAUCUAUCUAUCUAUCUAUCUAUCUAUCUAUCUAUCUAUCUAUCUAUCUAUCUAUCUAUGUCUAG